CAAUGAAUACUUCAAGAAGAAAUUAUUAUUUACUAGAAACCAAUGGCGAUCGCCUGCGAUGAGCUCGAAAGUAGUCUUUGUCCAGGCACCACCGAGGGUUCCAUGAGAACUUCAUUUGGAGGAUGGAAAUCAGCGAGUCUUAUCAUCGGUGUAGAAAUGGCGGAGCAGUUCGCCUUUUACGGGAUAUCGUCGAACCUGAUAACUUACAUGACGGGACCAUUGGGAGAGUCAACGGCUGCUGCUGCGGCGAAUAUCAACGCCUGGAGCGGAACGGUUUCGUUUCUGCCACUUCUAUGGGGCUUUAUUGCUGACUCAUUUCUUGGCCGUUUCCGUACCAUCCUAAUCGCAUCUUCUUUAUAUAUCUUGGGACUUGGACAGCUGUCAUUUUCAGCCGUGAUUCCUUCUCAACGGGAAGAUCCAAAUAAAUUCAAAGUGACUCUCUUCUUCUGUUCUCUGUAUCUUAUAGCCAUAGGAAAUGGCGGUUACAAACCGUGUAUUAAGGUAUUUGGAGCUGAGCAACUUGAUGGAGAUGACUUAAAAGAGACAAAAGCCAAGAGCUCUUACUUUAAUUGGUUGAUGUUUGGGAGCUGUAUUAGCAUAUUGUCCACUCGUUUGAUCUCUAUCUUUAUUCAAGAGAACCUAAGUUGGUCCUUGGGAUUUGGUAUUCCAAGUGUUUCCAUGCUACUAUCUUUCCUUCUCUUCCUACUUGGAACUAAGACUUAUCGUUAUAGCACUGCAAGAAGAGAAAAGAAAAACCCUUUUGCUAGAAUCAGCCAUGUUUUUAUGGAGGCCAUAAAGAACAGAAGACAACCAGAUUUAGAUAUGUAUAACCCCAAUGAGACCCUCCUUCUCCCUGGCCAGAAUUCAAAGCAAUUCAGAUUCCUUGACAAAGCAGCGAUUUCAUGUGGUAUGGCUGAAAUUGAAGAAGCAAAAGCAGUGCUUAAGCUUGUUCCCAUAUGGAUGACUUGCUUAGUCUACGCCAUUGUAUGUGCACAGUCCCAUACUUUCUUUACAAAGCAAGGAGCCACAAUGGACAGGUCAAUCUCACCAGGACUCUCAGUCCCUGCAGCUACAUUCCAAUGUUUCACAAGUCUAACAAUGGUCAUUUUUAUCCCAAUCUACGAUCGUCUACUUGUUCCUAUCGCAAGUUCCUUCCCUCAAAAGCCAUUAGGAAUCACAACACUUCAGAGGAUUGGCACAGGCAUGUUUCUCUCCAUUCUUGCUAUGGUAGUAGCCGCCUUGGUUGAGACUAAAAGGCUCCAAACCGCUCGGGAUGAAGCCACAAUACUGAUGAGUGUGUGGUGGUUGCUUCCGCAGUACGUUCUCUACGGAGUCGCGGAUGUCUUUGCAAUGGUGGGUUUGCAAGAGUUCUUCUAUGAUCAAGUCCCUUGUGAGCUUAGGAGUGCUGGUAUGGCUUUCAACCUAAGCAUAUACGGGGUCGGAAACUUUCUUAGCAGCUUCAUGAUAUCAGUCAUUGAUAAGGUCACAAGCCAGUCAGGUCAAACGAGCUGGUUCGAUAACGAUCUGAACCAGGCUCAUUUAGAUUACUUCUACUGGCUACUCGCUUUUCUAAGCUCCAUUAGUUUAGCCUCCUACUUGUGGUUCGCCAAGUCGUAUGUCUACAAUAGACCAAACACCUUCUAAAAAAUAUUGUGUGGUCAGUCUUCUUAACUGAAUUGUGCAUUUUCGUUUCUGAUAUGUGUU
Molecule: messenger RNA, 1704 nt
Organism: Eutrema salsugineum
Lineage: Eukaryota; Viridiplantae; Streptophyta; Magnoliopsida; Brassicales; Brassicaceae
Product: protein NRT1/ PTR FAMILY 5.11
Exons: 4
Coding region: 43-1644 (533 amino acids)
Biological process (GO): dipeptide transport; transmembrane transport
Cellular component (GO): membrane
Molecular function (GO): tripeptide transmembrane transporter activity; dipeptide transmembrane transporter activity
Source: RefSeq, a predicted model, not a curated record